UCACCAGCUGACGUGCUUGAGAUAGCUUCUCUACCCAAGUCUUUGUGCACAACCCCUCCUGAGUCCAGCUUAAAUCGUUCUUAUUCGCCUUGCAGGAAGCGGCCCUGUCUUUUGUCGCCUUUUCCCACGACUCCUAUGUCUUCCGUCGCAGAACUUUUCCAUCAAACACCAGUUGGCUGCUUCGGCAAAACUUAUAUUUGCCCCAAACCUCCUUCAUGUUCUAGCCUUAUUCCAGCUAAUUUUUCACCCAUGAUUGAUAAUCGACCCUCAAAAACUACAGCCUGUGUAUUUUCCCAUCAGCCCCACCAGCCGGAAAAUCAUUCACAUCUUACCUUUGGACCCAACGUUGAGAAGGGCCUUCAUUUACCCACAGUUCAUACAUCACCAUUCACGAGUUCCUUCUUAACUCGUGACAAAUCCGCCGAAAUUUUUAACACGGAUCAAUUUUCGUCCGCCUUGCCAUCCCUUAGCAUUCUGAAUAAUAACGUUGUUGAGACUCAACCAAAAUCAGGCAUUGCUAAUCUCACAUUAAAUGAACCCGCCUUGUCUACUCAACCUCUUGUUCGUCAUUCCUCUUUGAAUUCAAAGCAUCAGUCCAGGAAAACAGUUAGGUCGAGAUCCGUUGUAUCCAGUUCGAAUAAUUCUGCACCUCAGAGUCCGACCCCAGCAUCACCACCCAUUAUUUUGCCAUGUACACCAAUGCCUGAUUACGCACGAAUGAUGACGCCACAUCUGAAGGUAAGAAGGCCUUUUUUUCACUUCAUACUCUUAUAA
Messenger RNA from Protopolystoma xenopodis, 774 nucleotides. Lineage: Eukaryota; Metazoa; Platyhelminthes; Monogenea; Polystomatidea; Polystomatidae. The record is from the annotation of a GenBank genome assembly.